Molecule: messenger RNA, 288 nt
Organism: Phytophthora nicotianae INRA-310
Lineage: Eukaryota; Oomycota; Peronosporomycetes; Peronosporales; Peronosporaceae
Exons: 2
Coding region: 1-288 (95 amino acids)
Molecular function (GO): oxidoreductase activity; FMN binding
Source: RefSeq, a predicted model, not a curated record
AUGGCGUCCAAGCUCUUCUCCGCAGUGAAACUCGGCGGCAAGAAGGCUCCAACCCAAUUGAAGCAUCGUGUGAUCAUGGCACCCAUGACCCGUCAGCGUACUGGCGGCGACGGAGUGCCUGGACCUGCUGUAGCCGAAUUCUACAGGCAACGUGCUACUGAUGGCGGUCUGCUGAUCACGGAGGCCACCAACAUCAGUGCUUAUGCUCGCGGUUACUACGGAGCCCCGGGUCUUUACACGCCGGAGCAAGUGGAAGGCUGGAAGGCCGCCGCGUCAGUCACCCCUUGA